Notothenia coriiceps (black rockcod) is the source of this 1992-nucleotide messenger RNA. It is a transcript of the gene bach2b, whose product is annotated as BTB and CNC homology 1, basic leucine zipper transcription factor 2b. Bases 154 to 1992 code for a protein of 612 amino acids. Gene Ontology annotation, biological process: regulation of transcription by RNA polymerase II. The record is from RefSeq and is a predicted model, not a curated record. The transcript has 2 exons. Lineage: Eukaryota; Metazoa; Chordata; Actinopteri; Perciformes; Nototheniidae. Gene Ontology annotation, molecular function: DNA-binding transcription factor activity, RNA polymerase II-specific; RNA polymerase II cis-regulatory region sequence-specific DNA binding; protein binding.
UAAAUGUUAAAGGGGAGCGAUGAUGUGCAGAGAGCAGUGUGUGUGUUGAAUCAUGAGGCGGGGGCUGAUGUCCGCCCUGCGGUAUGUGCUUGCUGGGUUUGGCUGUAAGCUGACCACCCUCUGUUGUGCUUCUAUUUCCAGGGCGUGAGCGGAAUGUCCGUGGAUGAGAAGCCUGAAGCCCCCAUGUAUGUGUAUGAGUCGACAGUUCAUUGUACCAAUAUCCUCCUCUGCCUCAACGACCAGCGGAAGCAGGAUAUCCUGUGCGAUGUGACCGUCCUGGUGGAGGGGAAGGAGUUCCGCGGGCACCGCUCCGUGCUGGCCGCCUGCAGCGAGUACUUCCUGCAGGCGCUGGUGGGCCAGGCGGAGAAUGGCUUGGUGGUCAGCCUUCCGGAAGAGGUCACUGCCAGGGGAUUCGCUCCAUUGUUGCAGUUUGCCUACACUGCUAAGCUGUUACUCAGCAGAGAAAACAUCCAGGAGGUCAUCCGCUGUGCCGAAUUCCUGCGCAUGCAUAACCUGGAGGACUCAUGCUUUCGCUUCCUGGAAGCGCAGCUGCGCCGCGAGGAGGACGGCUUGCUGCUCUGCCACAAGGUAGCGGCAGCAGAAGUGAACAACUCACAGGAUGAGAGCAUGCAGUCUGAGGUGGAGAAACCCACCUCCCCAAAGGCACGACGGCGCGCCGAAGCCCUCACUUCCUUUGAACACCCCGACGAGGAUCGGCUAGCGAUAGCUAUUCCCAGUAACUUCUCCGAUGGCAGGCUGGACUUUGACAGGCACGGAGCGUCAGACCUGCCGCGAUGCCCAAAGUACAGGAAAUACCAGUGGGCCUGCAACAAGCACAAUAAUGACACAUCCUCACACACCAGUACCUCAGGUUUUCCAAGCACAUUAAAAGAGAGCAGCGUCAGCGGGGCACUGCCGGGUCAGGACAGGCUGCCUUUGGCACAGAUCAAAGUUGAACCACAGGUAGACGAAGAGGCCAUCUCAUUGUGCCUGUCAGGGGAUGAGCAGGGGGGCAGGGAUAAGGACAGUGUGAUGAGCAUGGAGAUGGAUAACCCCAUAUCUGUGGAGAGAACCAAGAGAACCAAGUCCCCUUCCUGCCUCCGAGCCUUCUUCAAGAAAGGGGUGGACCUGCCCAACACUUCAGAGCAGCUAUUCACCAACAGACUUGUCUGUCCCCAGGACAAAGUAAACUCUCAGGGAGAUCAUAAAAAAGACUUCAGGCCUUUCACUGGGGAGCUGGGUCUGCCUGUUACAUCCCCAAAGGACGUUGACAGUUUCCCUGCAGGGUUGUCCCUCAAGUCCGCUUCCUGUGAUGGGGUCUGCAAACAGGAAGUUGAGCUUGAUCGCCGUAGUGUCAUAUUUUCCUCUGGGGCAUGCAAACGUCUGGGAACCCCAGCACAUUCCUACCCUGGUGGAAACUCUUUGGAGAUGGAGCUCUCUGAGCACAUGCCAAAGGGCCUGUGGGCCGGAGCCAGCCAGUCCCUCCCCACGUCGCAGACCUACUCUCCCAGCACCACCUCCAGCGACCCCCUGCUCCUGUGCCGCCCGAGACCCAACACCAGCUGCCCAGUGCCAAUCAAAGUGUGCCCGCGCUCACCGCCUUGUGAAACACGCACCAGGACUUCCAGCUCCUGCUCCUCGUACUCCUAUGCAGAGGACGGCAGCGGGGGCUCUCCCUGCAGCCUGCCCCAGUUUGAGUUCUCCUCCUCUCCGUGCUCCAACGUGGCACGCUGCCUCAAUGUGGACCAGCAGGAGCAAAGUGUGGGCGGGGAGGCCCUUUUUAACCAGGUGCGGCCUAAGAUCAAAUGCGAGCAGUCCUACGGCACCAACUCCAGCGACGAGUCGGGCUCCUUCUCAGAGGGAGACAGUGAGUCCUGCCAUGUGCAGGAGCAAGGGCCAGAGGUGAGUGUGAAACAUUGUCAUUCUCUUGUAACACACAAUGUAGCCAUUACACUCAAUCCCACCAUGGCUAAUUACAUCGCAGUGCCCUGA